AUGAGCCACGCCAGACCUCGCUAUGUCAUCGAACGUCCAGCAUAUUCGGUCAGCCUCUUCGACGAGGAGUUUGAGAAGAAAAGCAGAAGUUAUCCAGUUGGGGAAAAAUUGAAAAACCUUUUCAGAUGUUCAGCUUCCAGAGUCAAACUCAUCCUCUUCAGCCUGUUCCCAAUCCUUGCAUGGCUUCCCAAGUACAAAAUCAAGGACUACAUUUUGCCUGAUGUUCUUGGCGGGCUCAGUGCGGGGACAAUUCAGGUGCCACAAGGGAUGGCCUUCGCACUGCUGGCCAAUCUCCCUCCCGUCAACGGGCUCUACUCCUCCUUCUUCCCCUUGAUAACAUACUUCUUCCUUGGUGGCAUCCAUCAGAUGGUCCCAGGUACUUUUGCCGUCAUCAGCAUCAUCGUUGGGAACGUCUGCCAUGAGCUGGCUCCAGAGUCAGACUUCCAGUACCUCAACCAUAGCACCAACGAGGUGAACGUGAACACCACAGCUCUGGAAGCAGCUAGGCUGGAGAUCUCCGCCACGCUGGCCUGCCUGACAGCCGUCAUACAGCUGGGCCUGGGCUUCGUGCAGUUCGGCUUUGUUGCUAUCUACCUCUCCGAGUCUUUCAUCAGGGGCUUCAUGACAGCAGCAGGGCUGCAGAUCCUCAUCUCCGUGCUCAAGUACGUCUUCGGCUUGACGGUCCCGUCUUACACCGGGCCCUUAGCUAUCGUCUAUACAUUCAUUGACAUUUGUAAAGGUCUUCCCAAGACCAAUGUGGCCUCCCUUGUGUACGCCUUGGUCAGUGCUGUGCUCCUGAUCAUUGUUAAGGAGCUCAACCUGAAAUACAUGAAGAAGAUCCGGAUGCCCAUCCCCAUGGAGAUCAUCAUCGUCAUCGUUGCAACCGCGAUCUCAGGCAGCUUUGACAUGCCUGAGAAGUACAACAUGCCCAUAGUUGGCAAGAUCAGCAUGGGCUUCCCAGCCCCAACCCUGCCCCUCGUGAGCAAGUGGAAGGACAUGAUAGGAACCGCGUUCUCGCUCGCCAUCGUGGGCUACGUGAUCAACUUAGCCAUGGGGAGGACCUUGGCAGCCAAGCACGGCUACGACGUGGACCCCAACCAGGAGAUGCUGGCCCUGGGCUGCAGUAACUUCUUUGGAUCCUUCUUCAAAAUCCACGUGAUCUGCUGCGCGCUCUCCGUCACUCUCGCUGUGGAUGGGGCCGGAGGGAAAUCACAAGUGGCAAGUUUCUUUGUGGCACUGGUGGUUAUGGUGACCAUGCUGGCAUUGGGGAUCUACCUCGAACCCCUUCCAAAGUCGGUCCUGGGAGCCCUCAUUGCCGUGAACCUCAAAAACUCCCUCAAGCAGCUGGCGGAUCCCUUCUACCUGUGGAAGAAGAGCAAGCUGGACUGCCUCGUGUGGCUGGUGAGCUUCCUGUCCGCCUUCUUCCUGAGCCUGCCCUACGGCGUCGCUGUGGGCGUGGGAUUUUCGGUGCUCGUCGUGGUUUUCCAUACCCAGUUCCGUAACGGCUCUGCCCUGGGCCAAGUAACUUCCACCGACAUCUACAAGAACCCCAAGGCCUACAACAAGGUGCAUGAACUUGACGGGAUUAAAAUUGUGACCUACUGCUCCCCGCUGUACUUUGCCAACUCGGAGGUAUUCCGGGAGAAGAUUAUAGCCAAGACCGGGGUGGAUCCCAGCAAAGUGUACUUAGCCAGGAAGAAAUUCGUGAAACGGCAGAAGAAGGGGAUGGCACAACCACCAGCAAACCUACCAAAAUUGCUCUUGAAGCAGAACAAGACCUUGUCCUUGCAGGAGCUCCAGAAGGAUUUCGAGAGCACCUCUCCAACAGACACCAACAACAACCAGACGGCCGCUAACGGCGCCGGCAUCUCCUUCGUCGCGUUCGGCCCCGCUGCCGGCAGCCCCGCGCAGAUCUCCGGCUCCGGCAAUCCCCAUGGAAGCGCCUUCGGCAUCCCGCCCGCGGCGGGCGCCGCACCCCGCGUCAGCUUCCACACCAUCAUCCUGGACAUGAGCGGGGUCUGCUUCGUGGACCUCAUGGGCACGAAGGCGCUGGGCAAGUUGUGUUCCAGUUAUCAGAAGAUUGGGAUUAAAGUCUUCCUGGCAAACGUGCAUGCCCAGGUGUACAACGACAUCAGCACAGGUGGAGUCUUUGAGGAAGGAGGCCUGGACCGGAGCCACAUCUUCUUGACCAUCCAUGAUGCUGUGUUGUUUGCACUGGCAAAUAGCAAAGAAGUUGUCCACCCGCCCGUCUUGGAAGAGAGGCCGGAUCAGACCGAGCUCUCCAUCUAUGAUGAGUCUGUGGAUGAAAGCAGUGCAGAGUUCAAGAACCUGGAGGAGGAGAUGUUCGGCAGCAUGUUCCACUCAGAGGCGCAGACGGCUCUGUGAGCACCGGGAGC
Molecule: messenger RNA, 2396 nt
Organism: Tinamus guttatus (white-throated tinamou)
Lineage: Eukaryota; Metazoa; Chordata; Aves; Tinamiformes; Tinamidae
Gene: SLC26A9
Product: solute carrier family 26 member 9
Biological process (GO): transmembrane transport
Cellular component (GO): membrane
Source: RefSeq, a predicted model, not a curated record